CUGAGGUGUGGAGGCAGGGAGACCUUCCUCGAGGAGGAUCAUCCGAACACGUUCAGUCAGAUUACUCCAUCAGUGGACAAACAAAGCAAGUGACGUUGCCAAACAAAAACAAAGGUCUGCCUUACUCUCUCAAUUUCUUCAUCGUCGUGCGCGACGGCGCCCACAGCGCCGCCUAAUUGUUUCUUCACCUUUCAUUCUAAUACGUCGACGGUCAUAGCUUCCAAGCUACGCCAACGACGUGUUUAUGCCCCGACGUUCACCCGCGGAUCAGCACCCCUCACAACAUACCCCGCCGUUGCCGCAAAAAGUCACGUUAAGGAUACGCCCAAUGGUUGUCCAGCUUCGACGGUCUUCAAGACAUUCUCGUGGAUCCGAAAGCGCUCCUUCGGGUUCAGAAUACCAUGAUGGCGGCAGCGACAAAUCCUCCGACGACCAACUCUCGGGACCGCCAGCCGACGUCGAAGAACCGCCUCCCCCAGAGUUGACAAAGACGCGUAGCGGUCGAACAGUUGCAAAGCAUUCAUAUGCCGAAAGUGAUGAUGACCCUGUCUUCGGCGGCGAGGCUACUUCUGCGGAGCAACUCUUCAACGACGUAACUGUCGGAGGGGAUGAUGGUGACGAUGAAGAAGAGGAACAUGGCCCGCGCCGGACCGGUCGGAAAACACGCAAUCUUAGAGGUUUCGUCGUCGAGGACGAAGAAGACAAGGAAAAGCUUGGUCCUAAGACUAGGUUGCGGUCCCGCAAAGAGCCCCCACGCCCCACCCAGGCUGAAUUACGCUCAGUGCGAGCAGCUAAACGGGCUACGCGCAGUCGUAAUCACGAUGCCGACUACGAAGCUCACACGUCGUCUGGUGCGUCCGCUUCUGCUGACGGGUCGAUCGGAGACGCACCUGGCACAUCGUCGGAUCUGGAGCCUCCAGAGACCCAUGACGCUGAAGAUGCCGACGGGGAUCAAGAUAUGGAUGAAGGAGAUGACGGAAAACCCUAUUCUCUACGCCAGCGACAAAGGAUCAAUUACGCUAUCCCUCCCCCGCUAGAGGAAAUGUCCAGACCCCCUCUGAAACCGGCCAAAAGUCACGGAGGACGAAACGGUUAUGGAGGAGGGCGGAAGCCGAAGGGGUUGGGCUGGAGUGCAAGUGGGGCAGAGCUUUCGAAGUGGAUGGGCAUGGGCGGCGCGGGUGAUGACUCCGACUCUGAUGCACCUACAAGGACUCCUCGUAAGCGCUUUGGGAUGGGUGCAUUUGAAGGGGGUGUCGGCACAGGUGGCAAUGGUUUAAUACCGCCCGACUUCGCGGCGGCUGGCACACCAUCAAAUUUGGGGAAAAUCACCGAUGCUGCUCUUGCUGACGCAGAUCCUUUGGGUGUCAAUGUGAAUGUAACCUUUGACGAAGUCGGUGGGCUAGAUGAUCACAUUCACUCCCUGAAGGAAAUGACUCUUCUGCCUUUACUUUAUCCUGAAGUUUUCCAACGAUUCAACGUCACUCCUCCUCGAGGAGUUCUAUUUCAUGGGCCCCCAGGCACAGGAAAGACUCUUCUUGCUCGAGCUCUUGCUGCGAGCUGUCGUUCGAACGGCAAACAAAUAUCUUUUUUUAUGCGAAAGGGCGCUGAUGCCCUUUCCAAAUGGGUUGGUGAAGCUGAACGACAACUUCGACUUUUAUUUGAAGAAGCUCGUGCUUGUCAACCUUCUAUAAUAUUCUUCGAUGAGAUAGAUGGCUUAGCACCAGUUCGGUCGUCGAAACAGGACCAGAUCCAUGCCUCAAUAGUCUCCACGUUGUUAGCGCUCAUGGAUGGUAUGGAUGGACGAGGCCAGGUUAUCGUUAUCGGAGCAACGAAUCGACCGGACGCUAUUGAUCCUGCUCUCAGACGACCUGGACGUUUUGACAGAGAAUUUUAUUUCCCGUUACCCAAGAUCGAUGCACGAGAAAAGAUUUUAAGUAUCAUGACAAAAGACUGGGAAGGGUGGUCUGGAGAGGACGGUUCGGAGAAGAUCAAGGGUCUGGCCAAAAUGACUAAAGGUUAUGGCGGUGCAGAUUUAAGGGCGUUAUGUACGGAAGCCGCUUUGAAUGCUGUACAGCGCAAAUAUCCGCAGAUCUACAAGUCCAACGAUCGGCUUCUGCUUAAACCCGAAACCAUUGGAGUGGGUUUGAGGGACUUCAUGAUUUCAAUCAAGAAAAUGAUCCCGUCAUCUGCUCGAUCGUCGUCUUCCUCUGCCACACCAUUACCGCCGCAAUUCGAACCUUUGCUCUCCGAGACAUUUGAGAAAGCCAAAGCCGUACUUGAACGUGUGCUGCCUGUAGAAAAGAAGCUUUCCGCUUUAGAGGAAGCGGAAUAUGAUGAUGACGACGAAGCUGGUGCUUUGGAACGUGAAUUGCUGUCACAAUCUAUGGCCACUUUACGAAUACAUCGGCCGAGAAUGUUACUGUAUGGACCGCCGGGAAUGGGCCAAGGGUACAUUGGCGCAGCCAUUUUACACCAUUUGGAAGGCUAUCAUGUCCAGAGCCUUGAAUUGGGCACCCUUAUGGGUGAUUCUACAAGAACUGUCGAAGCCGCCAUCGUUCAAUUAUUCGUGGAAGCGAAACGGCACCAGCCCUCUGUCAUUUAUAUACCCUCCCUCGUGGGCUGGUGUGCAGCUGUGUCCGAAACGUCUCGAUCUACCGUUCGCGCCAUGCUUGAUACACUGGCACCUACAGAUCCUGUUCUUCUGUUGGCCAUCAUCGACGGUCGGUUCAUGGACCUCCCCCGUGACGUCAGGUCGUGGUUCGGUCCUACUAAAGAUAACCGAGUCGAAUUGCUUGUCCCCACUGCCAUACAAAGAGAACAAUUUUUCGACGGCCUCAUUAAGGACAUCCGUCGGCCUCCUAACAUGUUUGCGGAUGGUAUCAAAAGGAAAAAGCGUGUUCUUGAGGAACUGCCCUUAGCACCACCCCCCGAACCUCGUCAACCUACAGAAGCUGAAAUUGCAAUGCAAAUUGAGAGUGAUCGUCGCGUCAUAACAGCAUUGAAGAGUCGGCUCGGGCCUAUCCUGAACGAGUUGAAGCGGAAGUUUAAGCGAUUUACUAAACGAGCUACUGACGAAUAUCCAAUCGAAAUGUUCAACAAUGCAUACUCAGAGCCGGCGGUUAAUGAAACCAUCCCAGCGGCAAUUGACGGUCAGGCGGAACCAAAUGGCGUCAUCCGAAUUAAUAUGGAGGAACAACCACCGCAGCCUCUUGUGAACGGACAUGUUAAUGGCAUUGUUCCAGGAUCGCCUGUCCCUGAGCAGGUCGAGCAGGUUGCUCCACGACCCCAAUUGUACGACAUUGAUCUGGACAGGAUGCACAUUGAAGUCUAUAACGAUCGUUAUCUCACUCCUCAAGACUUCCUGGACGAUAUUGGAAAAAUCGUUCAUAAUGCCGCAGUCUGUUGUUUUACCAAGGAUGACCAUGAGCGUCUAUUAAAGGCACAGGCACUCUUCACCUCAGCAGAGGUCAUAUUCCAGGAAUUUGAUCCUCACAUUCGUGCUGAGUGUGAACGGAUGGCGCCAAGGGAGAGAAAGCGGCGUGAGGAGCAUAGGAAAAACAAACAGAAGGAGAAAGGCAAAGCGGCAGAGGCUGCCGUCGUCGCUGCUCGUAGAAGUGCUCGAAAUAAUGGCCAACAACCGGAGCUUGCGCUUACCGAUCCUGUGAGGUUGGAACGUAGCUUGAAGCGGCAGAGGACGGAUGAACAAGCGAUCGACUCGAAUGGGUCAGAAGAAGAGAACGGGGAGGGACGUGAUGCUAAACGGACAAAGUUGCUUGAUGGUGAUGCCGACGGUGACGCGGACGCGGACGGCGAUCCAGACGAUACUGAUCCUCUUAAUCUUGUUGCUUCACCUCGAGUGCGAUUUGAGGUAGCCUCAUUCGAUCAGCCGAUGCAGCCUAUUUCGAUGCAGCCUCUAUACCCUCAGGUCCCGAAUGGUCAGCCGACUUUCAAUCAACAAGGCACAGCUUCACCUUACUCUCAGCCAUCUAUGUUUCCAGUUCCUGGACCUGCAACACAUCAAGACUUGCCUUUAUAUAUGCCUGAGCGGCCGAUGCCUUCGUAUCAGCAGGCUAUGCCUUCAAUGGCUUCGCCAUAUCCUAAUGGACAAUCUAUGUAUGGGACUGGGCAGCCGAUGCCACCAUACAUGAAUCAGCAGCCGAUGCCCUCGUACGAGAAUCAGCACUCGAUGCCCUCUUUCUCUAAUAUGCCCUCAUAUUCUCAUGCUCAGCCCAUCCCUGCAUAUACGAACGCACAACCUGAAGCCAUGGCGGUCGAUCCUGUCACUACUCGACCGUCGAACUUUAAUUCAAUUCUUAAUCCUGCUCCUGUUCCUAGCGUUAUGGAACAAUGGGAACCUACGUCUCCUGUCGCCAGGCCUCCAACGAUCCCUCCGGCCCCCAUUCACGACCCCGAGAACCCUUUCGCACCCGAGGUCGACUCAUCAGCGAAAGAUCCUUUGACAGCGCCGAAAAGCGUCUCUCCUGUACCCGAGAAAGAACCAUCGCCAAUCCCUAUCGAAAGAACACCUACUCCGCUACCCGAGUUCCAUGUCGACGAAGGACUUGUAUCACAAUUGCAAGGCAGUCUGCGCGGGAAUACCUCUUCACUUACUGUGGAGCAGCUUGAGCAGCUCCGUGCUACGUGUCUAGGAUGUGUCUGGCGCCAUCGUUCUGCAUGGGACAGAGAUGAUCUUGUCAGGGAACUGCAAGAUAUAGUUAGCGAUUUCGUGGAAGAGGUCGGACAGGAUGAUGCAGAGUUGGACGAGAUGACAUAGGUGCAUUUUUCGGGCUUGUAGACAUCAUUUAUUAUCUUGUAUUGCUGACAUGUCUGUAUCAUUUGUAUCAUCGAUAUUCCUCACUUAUAAUCUGUCUAAUAAAAAGUGCUCGACUCUGAGAUAACUUGA
Desarmillaria tabescens is the source of this 4903-nucleotide messenger RNA. Its product is annotated as AAA-domain-containing protein. Gene Ontology annotation, cellular component: nucleus. Gene Ontology annotation, biological process: positive regulation of transcription by RNA polymerase II. Bases 245 to 4774 code for a protein of 1509 amino acids. The record is from RefSeq and is a predicted model, not a curated record. The transcript is spliced from 9 exons. Gene Ontology annotation, molecular function: ATP hydrolysis activity; histone binding; chromatin binding. NCBI's taxonomy places the organism in Eukaryota, Fungi, Basidiomycota, Agaricomycetes, Agaricales, Physalacriaceae.